GCGGGUGUCAGGCGGCGCCGCUCAGGACCUCAGACACUCGGCGGCCACCACACUAGUCGCUCGCGUCCGUCGUCCCGUCCUGUGGUCUUGGCGCGCGCUUGCUUGCCCUCACCCUCUCGCGGGGACACACUUACCAGACGCGCACGAACACACCGGCGCGCACCUUGCUCCUCCCUCGCGUUGCAUGUGCCAGUGUUGCAUCCCUAGUGCCACAUGACGCUCUCGUAAGGCAGCGCACGAUGCUAGUGACGGUGGGGGUGCUCUUGGUGGCCGCGGCUCAGGCCAUCCCCAAGGUUGAUGGAUACUCAGGAUACGACCUCGCCCGCCGCCCGCCUCCUGGGGGACCAAACGUGUGUGGAGACAGCGUCCGCUCCUGCUGUCCCGGCUGGUCCCAGAAGACCACGAACCUCAUGUGCAUCAUUCCUAUCUGCAUAAGGGACUGCGGACUUGGAGGACGGUGCGUGCGUCCCAAUCUUUGCAUCUGCGCCUCCGGCGACAUCUCACGUGUGUGUAACGGCAGCGGAAGGAACGGAAAGAACGGGAGGCACCAUGGACGCAACGGUAUAGGCAGGCAUGGAGGCAGAGGCAGCAUCGACGGUGUGAAUGUUGGAGUAAGCAUUGGGAAUGGAAGAAAUGGAGGAGGAACAGGAACGCCACCUGGGUAUCUCGGUGAAAGGAGACGAAAUGGUGGACCGGGAUCCAGAGGUGGACCAAGAACCGGCGGUCAACCGAUUAACGGUAUUACCGGACCAACAAUUUCUAUACCGGGUUUACCGGGAGUUAGGCCAGUAAUUGGUGGGCCAGUAGUUGGACCAGCAAUUGGUGGACCAGGAGUUGGUGGGCCAGGAGCUGGACCAGGAAUUAAUGGGCAGGGAUUUGGACCUGGAAUUCGUGGGCCAGGAGUUGUACCAGGAAUUGGAGGGCCAGGAGUUGUACCAGGAAUUGGUGGACCAGGAAUUGGUGGGCCAGGAGUUGUUGGACCAGGAAUUGGUGGGCCAGGAGUUGGUGGACCAGGAACUGGAACAGGAGUUGGGCCAGGAAUUGGUGGACCAGGAAUUAGCAGACCAGGAAUUGGUGGGCCAGGAGUUGGACCAGGAAUUAAUGGGCCAGGAAUUAGUGGACCAGGAGUUGGUGGACCAGGAGUUGGUGGACCAGAAGUUGGACCCGCCUAUAGGCCAACAUCUGUCAACGGACCAGGCGUUGGACCAGGAGGUGUUACAAUAGAAGAUACCUUUAGACCAGGAGGCGUCAACGGAGCACCAGGAGGCAACGGAGGGCGAGGCGGCAGCUUCAGUGGUGGAGUGGUGUACUCUGGAGGAAGAGACCGGCAAGGUGUGUGUCGUGAGCCCUGUCUGAAUGGUGGCCGCUGUGUGGGGCCCGACCGUUGUGCGUGUGUCUAUGGCUUCACAGGCAGGCGGUGUGAGGCAGACUACAGGACAGGGCCUUGCUUCACAAAGGUGCAACAUGACAUGUGCCAAGGACAGCUGCCUGGGGUGGUGUGCACCAAGCAACUGUGCUGUGCCACCAUUGGUAAGGCUUGGGGCCACCCCUGUGAACACUGUCCUUCAAGACUUGACUGUAAUAAAGGAUACCUCAAGAACAUUCACAGUGGACAAUGUGUAGACAUUGACGAAUGUGAGGCAAUCCCUGGCCUUUGUGAGGGAGGUGUAUGUGUCAACAACAUUGGCUCCUUCAAGUGUCAGUGUCCUGAGGGCCAGAUACAAAAUCCCCAGACCAAUGCCUGUGAGGAUCAUGAUGAGUGUACUGAGGAAAACACUUGCCUCAAUGGUCGCUGUGUCAAUACUGAUGGCAGUUUCUACUGCAGCUGCAGUACAGGAUUCAUUCCCAGCCAGGACCGCAAGGCCUGCAUAGAUGCCCGGCAGGGGAAUUGUUAUACUGAGCUGCAAGGGAGUGGACGCUGCAGUAAACCACUACCCAUCCCCCUCACUCAGCAGGCCUGCUGUUGCCAGAACAUGGGCAAGGCUUGGGGAGAGGGACGCAAUGAUUGUGUGCCUUGUCCUAUGGUUGGUGAAGAGAGGUAUGAGAAACUGUGUGAGCAGGCAGACUACCAGCAUCCACCCAUGGACCAGUGCAUCCUCAAGCCCACACUGUGUGGGGAAGGUGGACGCUGCAUUGACACAGUUGAUGGCUACACCUGCGAGUGUUAUAGUGGCUUCUUCCUCAACACAGUGACCAGUAUAUGUGAAGAUAGGGAUGAGUGCCGAGAGGGUGCCUGCCAAGGGGGUCAGUGCUACAACACACAGGGAAGCUUCAUCUGUCGCUGUCCAGUUGGCUUUGACAUUUCCUCGGACGGUCUCUCCUGUAUUGAUCAUGAUGAGUGUAGCGAGACAGGGAUGUGUGCCAAUGGGAUCUGUACAAACAUGGACGGCUCCUUCAAGUGUGUGUGCAAUGACGGCUAUGUUCUCUCCUCAUCAGGAUUUGCUUGCAUAGACAUCAAUGAAUGUGAAGAAAACAGACGCAUUUGUUUGUUUGGGCGCUGUGAGAAUCUGGAAGGGAGCUACCGGUGUGUGUGUGAUAGUGGUUACACACACUCUGCUGACGGAAGCUUCUGUACUGACGUGGAUGAGUGUGGUGAAACAGGGAUGUGUGAACAUGGCAGCUGCCUCAAUGUGGAUGGCUCCUUCAAGUGUGUGUGUCAGCCGGGUUAUACUCUCUCUCCCUUGGGCAAGACCUGCGUUGACCUCAAUGAAUGUGAAUCUGGACCGUGCAAGAAUGGGCGCUGCAUCAACACUGAUGGGAGCUUUAGGUGCGAGUGUCCGCCAGGCUUCACCUUGGGAGUCAAUGGCUUGAUUUGCUUAGACACAAAGUUAGAUUUUUGCUAUGCUGUUUACCGAGAUGGGAAGUGUUCCAAUCCCUCCACCACCCCUACCACCAAAUCUGCCUGCUGUUGCUGCACUGUGAUCCUUGGCCAACCCAUGGGCUGGGGGACACCAUGCCAGUCUUGUCCUCAGCCAGGGACACAAGAAUUCCUGUCCCUGUGUCCUCACGGCUCGGGCAUCACACAUGAGGGUCACGACAUCAAUGAGUGUGCUCUGAGUCUGCCCAUCUGCCGCAAUGGAGCAUGUGAGAACCUUGAGGGAGGCUACCGGUGUAUAUGCAAUCCUGGGUACACAGUGGAUGAGAGUGGCCACCAGUGCCAUGAUAUCAACGAAUGUGCCAUUGACAACCUCCUCUGUGAUGGAGGACAGUGCCGGAACACACCAGGCAGCUACCAAUGCAUCUGUCCAUCAGGCACUCAGUUCAACCAAGGAACCAGAGUUUGUGCAGACAUUGAUGAGUGCAAGGAGUACGGGGAGGAGGCGUGUGUUGGUGGCACCUGUGUCAAUGUGAUUGGCUCUUACAAAUGUGAAUGUGAAGAGGGAACCAUACUGGACUCCACUGGAAGAUAUUGCAUUGAUAACAGGAGAGGGUCUUGCUGGACUAAAGUUAAAGAUGGUCGGUGUGAAAACAACAUUCCCAAACUGACCCUCAAGGCAGAGUGUUGCUGCACCAUUGGCAAGGCUUGGGGUUCACCCUGCGAGAUCUGCAAGCCUGAGGACUGUGACUGUAGCAUCGGUAUGGCAAAGAUGGAUGGGAAGACCUGCCAAGACAUCAACGAGUGUCAGCUCAAUCCCGGCAUCUGCCAAGGUGGUGGAGAGUGUGUCAACACCGAUGGUUCCUUCACCUGCAUCUGUCCACCAGGCCUCACUCUUGACAGCACCAAGACCAAGUGCCUGGACCUGCGGGAGGAAACUUGCUACCUUGAGUACAGGAGUGGGCUGUGCAGCAAACCUUUGGAGGGACUGUUCAAGAAAUCUGCCUGCUGCUGCACAGUGGGGCGAGCCUGGGGUGAGGGAUGUGAGGGCUGCCCACGCCCUGGCACUGGGGCUUUUGAUGAGCUGUGCCCCAAGAGUUAUGGCUAUGAGGGAAGGAAAGAUGUCAAUGAGUGCGUCACCUUCUCAGACAUGUGUGAAAAUGGCCGCUGCAGAAACUCCAUUGGUUCCUUCUCUUGUCGCUGCAACCAAGGAUAUGCUCUGGAUGAGGAUGGCGUCAAGUGCUUGGAUAUUGAUGAGUGCGGCAUCAUGCAUGGUGUGUGUGGCAAUGGCACUUGCCAGAACACUGCUGGGUCCUUUAUGUGUGACUGUGACACAGGCUUUGAAUCAACCAUGAUGAUGCAAGUGUGCAUGGAUAUCAAUGAGUGUGAGAGGACACCUGGCCUGUGUCGCGGGGGACGCUGCACCAACACUCCUGGCAGCUUCAGAUGUGAGUGUCCGCCAGGCCACGAGUUAUCUUCAGACCACCGCUCCUGCAAGGACAUUGAUGAGUGUUCUCGUACUUCAGGAAUCUGCUCCAAUGGUGUGUGUGAGAAUAUGAUGGGCACUUACCAGUGUAUGUGCAAUGAUGGCUACCAGCAGACUGGCCAGAAAUCUCACUGUGAAGACAUUGACGAGUGCAGCCUGAAUAAUGGUGGCUGUGAUGACGUUUGCACCAACACCCCGGGACUCUUCUCCUGUUCAUGCUCCACCGGCUACAUGCUGCUGAUGGAUGGCCGCUCCUGUGCUGAUGUGGAUGAGUGUAAAGAAAACCCAGCCAUCUGUUCUGGAGGACAGUGCACCAACUCUCCUGGCUCCUAUCUGUGCACCUGUGAGGGAGGCCUCCUGCCGGACUCUGAUGGCCCAGGCUGCCUUGACGUGGAUGAGUGUGACAUGAACCCCAACCUGUGUCAGAAUGGCAAGUGUGCAAAUGUUGUUGGUUCAUUUGCCUGCCAGUGUGAGGAUGGCUAUAGUGUCAAGUCUGAGUUUGGCCCAGGAUGUACUGAUGAUGAUGAAUGUGCCUUGGGAACUUUCCUCUGUGAUCCAAAUGCUGAAUGUAACAACAUUGAUGGCACAUAUGAGUGUCAGUGCAGGGAUGGAUUCACAGGAAAUGGAAAAACUUGCCGGGAUGUCAAUGAAUGCCUGACCAACAAUGGAGGCUGCCACCGUGAUGCUCAGUGCAUUAACACUGACGGUUCCUUCAAGUGUGUGUGUGAUGCUGGGUUCAGAGGUGACGGCUUGUUCUGUGAGGACAUAGAUGAAUGUACACAAGAUCCAACCCUGUGUGAGAAUGGCCAGUGUCUCAACUACCCAGGAUCAUUCAGCUGUGACUGUGAGAUGGGCUUCAUGCAUCCUGACCCCCACAAUGAGCCACACAAUGAGCAGGAGUGUGUUGAUAUAGAUGAGUGCAACAUGUUCAGUAACUUGUGUGUAUAUGGCCAGUGUGAGAACAUCUUUGGUAUGUUCCGUUGCAUCUGUGACAAGGGCUACCAUCUUGACGAAACGGGAGGCAACUGCACCGACAUUGAUGAGUGUGACAACCCCGACGUGUGCCAGUAUGGAACAUGCAUCAACAUGCAGGGAACCUAUGAGUGCGAGUGUCCUCCAAACUAUGAGCUGAUCAGCACAGGUGAUGGCUGUGUGGAUCGACGGGAGGGAGAAUGUUUCCUGGAUGUUGUCAGUGUGAGGAACAAGUAUGGCAUCUGUCGAGAUCCUCUGGGAGAUCCCGUGACACAGUCCACCUGCUGUUGCUCCAUUGGUAAAGCUUGGGGUCCGCGCUGUGAGGUGUGUCCAUCAGAAGAUUCGGAGGAAUAUGAACAGCUGUGUCCCGGCGGCAAGGGAUUCCGUCCAAACACUAUUACUGUGAUUUUAGAAGACAUUGAUGAGUGCAAGGAGAUGGCAAACUUGUGUGAGAAUGGACGAUGCUCCAACACGUUUGGGUCCUUCAUGUGUUCCUGUGAUAGAGGCUACAGACUCAAUGCUGCUGGUUCUCUUUGUGUAGAUAUUGAUGAGUGUGCAGACAGUACCAAGUGCAAGAAUGGCUACUGCAUCAACACUGAAGGCAGCUUCCAGUGUGAAUGUCCUGAAGGUUACACAUUGCUUCCCAAUCGGGCUGAGUGCAUCGACAUGAGAGUGGAGAGCUGCUUCAUGAAGUAUGAGGAUGGAGAGUGCACUAUGCCUAUGCUGUCAUCCAUUACUAAGAUGAAGUGUUGCUGCUCCAUGGGUGCUGCCUGGGGCUUCAACUGUGAGCCGUGCCCUGCAAGAAACACCUUGGCCUACAGUGAGCUGUGCUACACUGGCAGUGUUAGCCGCCCUGUGGGGCCCUUCACCCCCGACGGCCGCCCCAUCGGCCCUGAUGGUAGGCCUAUUGGCCCUGAUGGUCGCCCCAUUGGACCUGACGGCAGGCCUAUUGGCCCUGACGGUCGUCCCAUCGGACCUGAUGGUAGACCUAUUGGCCCUGAUGGUAGGCCUAUUGGCCCUGAUGGCUUCCCCAUUGGACCUGACGGCCGACCCAUUGGCCCUGAUGGUCGCCCAAUCGGACCUGAUGGUCGCCCCAUUGGCCCUGAUGGCAGACCUGAUGGUAGGCCUAUUGGGCCUGAUGGUCGCCCUAUUGACCCUGAUGGUCGCCCAAUUGGACCUGAUGGUCGCCCCAUUGGCCCUGACGGCAGACCUAUUGGCCCCGAUGGUAGGCCUAUUGAUCCUGACGGCAGACCUAUUGGCCCUGAUGGCAGACCUAUAGGUCCAGAUGGUAGACCUAUUGGUCCUGAUGGUAGGCCUAUUGACCCUGAUGGUAGGCCUAUUGGUCCAGAUGGUAGGCCCAUCGGCCCUGAUGGCAGACCUAUUGGUCCUGAUGGUAGGCCUAUUGGUCCUGAUGGUAGGCCUAUUGGUCCCGAUGGUAGACCCAUUGGUCCCGAUGGUAGGCCCAUUGGUCCUGAUGGUAGGCCUAUUGGUCCUGAUGGCAGGCCUAUUGGUCCUAUUGGUCCCGACGGUAGACCUAUCGGCCCUGAUGGCAGACCUAUUGGUCCUGAUGGCAGGCCCAUUGGUCCAGAUGGUAGGCCUAUUGGCCCUGAUGGUAGGCCCAUCGGUCCAAAUGGUAGGCCCAUCGGCCCUGAAGACCAUUUGCCGCUGGGACCCUAUCAGCCCAGCUUCCCUAGUGGUGGGGUGGACCCUGGCACUGUGUACAAUCCCAUCACUGGUUUGCCUGAAGAUCUAGAUGAGUGUGAGCUCAUGAGCCACAUGAUGUGCAAAAAUGGACGCUGCAUAAACACCAGGGGCUCCUUCCGCUGCGAGUGUAACCCAGGCUUCCGCUAUGACGAGCCCAGCCACAUGUGUGUAGACACUAAUGAGUGUGAUGAACAAGCCCCCUGCCAAGGCCUUGCCAAAUGCGAGAAUACCGUGGGAAGUUACCGAUGCUCCUGUCCCACAGGAUACAAAAUCAACAGGCAUACUAAUAAGUGUGUCGAUAUCAAUGAGUGUGAGCAACAAGGUGUGUGCCAGCGAGGAGUUUGCAACAACUUCCAAGGAAGCUUCCAGUGCAUCUGUGACCCAGGUUAUGUGUUGACUGCCGAGCGUUCCUCCUGUAUUGAUCUGGAUGAGUGUGUUCGUUCACCCAACAUCUGCAACAAUGGAACUUGUAUCAACUCCAUGGGUUCUUACCAAUGCCAGUGCUACAGAGGAUUCAAGAUUGGUCCAAACCGUGAUUGUAUUGAUGUGAAUGAGUGUCUUAUUAAUGUGGGUCUGUGUGUCAAUGGUCGGUGCCGCAACACUGAGGGAUCCUUUGUAUGUGAGUGUGCUGAUGGUUACACCCUCACGCCUGAUGGAGAGCACUGCAGAGAUAUCAAUGAGUGCUCAGAGCGAGAUGAUGUGUGUCCUGCACCCGGUCGCUGUCAGAACUUGAUGGGAUCCUUCAUUUGUGACUGUCCUGAGGGCUUCACUUUGUCCAGAGAUGGAAUGUCUUGCAUAGACGUGGAUGAGUGCCGCACUGUGAAGGACAUCUGUGAGAAUGGUGACUGUAUCAACAAGCAGGGCUCCUUCCAAUGUGUCUGUCCUCCUGGCUUUGAAAUCAGCCCGGAUGGAACCAAGUGUGUUGACUAUCGCCAGGAAGAAUGUUAUGAGACUUACGAGAGAGGUAUCUGCCUCAAUCCUCGGCCAGUGAGGAUCCUGAAGAAGGAAUGCUGCUGCUCCUCAGGUGCUGCUUGGGGCAUAAACUGUGACCGCUGUCCUCCCAUCAGUUCCCCUGAGUUCGAGAAGCUGUGUCCUCUUGGCCCGGGACGAUCAGAAUCAGGAGCUGAUCUUAAUGAAUGUGAAAUCAUGCCGGGAACAUGUGAGGGUGGAGAUUGCAUCAACACAGACGGUUCCUUCCGCUGCGAGUGUCCCAUGGGUUACAUUCUUGACAGCUCUGGGCGUCGCUGCAUUGAUGAAAAUGAAUGUGCUGUGCCCAAUAUUUGUGGUAAUGGAACAUGUAGCAAUGUUGAGGGAGGCUUCGACUGCUCCUGCCAGGAGGGAUUUGCUCCUGGACCAAUGCAGACUUGUGAAGAUGUUGAUGAGUGUGAGGAGCUGGGCCACCAAUGUGCCUUCAGGUGUCACAACAUGGCUGGGACCUUCCGCUGCAUCUGUCCUUACGGCUACACACUUGCUCCUAACGGCCGCCACUGCCAGGAUGUGGAUGAGUGUGCCACACCAGCCAACAAUUGCAGGUUCCUUUGUAAGAACCUCAUUGGUACCUUCAUGUGUAUCUGCCCUGAUGGCUACCAGCAGGUAGGCAUGACGGACGACUGCAAGGACAUCAACGAGUGUGCCUUGAAUCCCAACAUCUGCAAAAGUGGCCGAUGCAUCAACACUAAGGGCUCCUACCGCUGUGACUGCUAUGAUGGCUUUGUGUCCAGCAGGGACGGCAAGCAAUGCAUUGACCAAAGGGAGGGAUACUGCUUCAGGCAGCUUGUUGGUGGGAUGUGCUCCACCACUGGCGACAGUCUUGUCAAGGUGACCAAAGCUGACUGUUGCUGCACCAUGGGCCUAGCCUGGGGCCCCAUGUGUGAACACUGCCCACGCCGUGGCACCCCAGAGUAUGAUGAGAUCUGCAUGGAGGCUGGCUUCUCUGUUGAUGGCCUGGACAUUGAUGAGUGCCAGAUGCCUAAUCUUUGUCGCAACGGUAAAUGUAUCAACACCAUGGGAUCUUACCGAUGCAUCUGCGACAAAGGGUACCAGCCAGACCACUCUGGAACACGUUGUAUUGACGUCAAUGAGUGUGAGGGCACACCAUCGCCCUGCAAGUUCACAUGCCAAAACACAGAGGGGUCAUACCGCUGUGCCUGCCCUCGUGGCUACACACUCAAUCCUGAUGGAAUCACCUGUCGGGACCUGGACGAGUGCACUACAGGACAGCACACUUGUGAAAAUGAGUGUGUCAACACUCAAGGAUCAUACAAGUGUACUUGUGCCCAAGGAUUCAAUGAAGUUGGUGAACAGUGUAUUGAUAUCAAUGAGUGCCUGGAGCAGACUGGUCUGUGUGGUCCCCUGGGAACUUGCCUAAACACCCGGGGAAGCUUCAAAUGCAUCUGUCCUCGAGGCUUCAAGCUGGAUCCAUCUGGGACUAUGUGCAUAGACUCUGAUGACUGCCUGGAUGGUUCUUGUGAUGGAGGAUGUGAGGGAUUGCUGUGUGGUUGCCCAGAUGGUUACCGCCGCCAUCCCUUCUAUAACCAGUGUGUGGAUGAUGACGAGUGUAGUCAGGGAGGCUUGUGUGGCUCAGCUGAUUGUCAAAAUACUCUUGGUUCCUUCAAGUGUGGCUGCCCUAAUGGAUACUCCUUCAACUUUGGCCUCUUAGUCUGCAUUCAGGUUGAUGACAACUGCAUCUCAAGCCCCUGUGCCUAUGGUUGUAAUUCUCUUGGAGAUGACAGCAUAGCGUGUGGCUGUCCCUCAGGCUUCUCCAGGAUUGGCUCAGGUCACUGCAUGUCCACCCUCAAUCCUCCUGUCGGUGGCUACCAGAACGGCCAGUUCGGAGGCGGGGGACUGUAUGGCAUCGGCGGUGGUGAAGGUGGUAGUGGUGGUGUGGAUGGUCCCUUCCCCAAUGGUGUUCUGCCACCAGGAUUUACUGGCAGUGUUGGAGGAAUAGUGGGAGGAUAUGAUGGUGUCAGUGGAGGAGGUACAGGAGGCUAUGGUGGUGGUGGUGGUAGUCCAGGUGGGUUUGGUGGUGGUGGUGGUGGUCCAGGUGGGUUUGGUGGUGGUGGUGGUCCAGGUGGAUUUGGCGGUGGUGGUGGUGGUCCAGGUGGAUUUGGCGGUGGUGGUGGUGGUGGUCCUGGUGGAUUCAAUGGUGGUGUUGGAGGAGGAAUUCCAGGAGUGUAUAGUGGUGGCACAGGAGGUUAUGGUGGAGGUGGAUCAGUGCCAGGAGGAUUUGGUGGUGGUGGUGGUGGUGGAUCAGGGCCAGGAGGAUAUGGUGGUGUUGGUGGUGGUGGUGGUGUUGGUGGUGGUGGAGGCAUAGGUGGUUAUGGUGGUGGUGGUGGCGGUCCAGGAGGUUAUGGUGGUGGUGGUAGUGGUGGAUUCACAACUGGUGGAGUGCAGGGAGGCUAUAUUGGUGGUGCAGGGCCAGGGCAGGGUGGCAAUGGAGGCAGAGGUGGUGGGCAGGGUGGGUUUGUCGGUGGUGUUAAUGGCGGUGGAGUAGGAGGUGGACAAGGUGGAUUUAACAGAGGUGGUGGUGGAGGAGGAGGUGGUCAAUAUGGUGGUGGUGGAGGUGGAAGUGUUGGUGGCAGUGCAGGAGGAGUGUAUAGGGAAGGUUAUGGUUAUGGCUACACCUCCUCACAAUAUGACCUAGGAGGAGUACCCACAUUCCCCAUUGGACAACAAGAUCCUCAUGGCAAUAAUGAAAAUAUCAUCUCAACUGAGGGAUGUUUCUCCUGUAAGUUCAAUGGGCAGAAUGCUCCAUCGGGUAGGAAGAAACGCUCAGUCAUGUCAGAGGUGAUCAGUCCAAUAAUGCUUGCUCCAGUGUCAGCCAACCUCACUGACAACGAAGUGGUCCUGGUACAUGCAUACAACCACACACACAGAGUGGUGAGGAGAAGUUUGGAGACUGAACUAAAACGACAAGAAAGCAUAGCCCAGAGGUCAUCCAAGAAUCCAAUAGUUCUGAAGGUCUCCCUUGACCAGACCAGGCGCAGAACCAGAUUAAUCAAGCUGAAGCCAGCAAUCACCUACCUUCAAAAUAAUGUAAAAUAUGAAAUUGUACAAGGAAAUGAUGAUGGCAUUUUUGAGAUGCGGUCACACCACCACGGUACUGCCUCACUCCACUUCAAACACCACCUCCACCAGCCAGCCGCAUACGACAUAGAAAUUGUGGGUCGUCCUCUUGAUUACUCUAAUAUAAAUGAUGGGGCACACAGCGACCUAGACAUGAACCUUAGGAUUAUUGUGACACACUAAUAAGAAGACAAAAAUUAUUAGAAGUGUCUAUUUUCUUGCCUAAACAUGCCACUGGCAAUGGCAACAAGAGCAAAUUAGCUUGACAGAAACCUUGAGUGUGAAUGUGUGUGUAUGCAUGAGAGUGUGUUUCAGGAAGUGCAUGUGUGUGAGGCAGUGGCAUAUAAUGUUUAAAUACUUCCAUAUCUCCAAGUGUCCCAUAGUUUUCUAUAAUUUAUUUAACAUGUACUGAGCUGAUGGAACAGAAGUCAGCCCUCCACAAAGUAGGUGAUAAUUCCUGAUCAGCAUUCAGUACACAACCAUUGCCUGACAUUAAUAGAGCUUCUCAACUUGAAUGGAAUGCAAGUUUUUGCGCUUGAUUUGAUAUUCUCAAUAGGGAUGUAUGUAACAUUCCCAUCAUUUGGUAUGUUUUUUUGGGAAUUGAUAUACAUAAAAACAUUUUAAGUAUCUGACCACAAUCUGAAAAUUUCUCACAGGACAUUGUUGAAUGACGUGACAACUGGAGUCCAUCAUAAUUCUUUUUUGUCUAGUAGUAUGUACAUUGACGUGUACUUAGUAGAUAUUAGAAAGUUCCUUCCUGUCAGUUGGUGACAUUUGUGAUGAGCAAAGCUGGGAAAUAAUGAUGCAGUUUGGUAAAGUAUUAAGGACUCUUGAUGUGGUGAUAUUUAUGAAGGUGCUAAUUCUACUUGGCUUUGCUUGAACUCGUAUGUACUGUAUGUAACUUAGGGACCAAUAGUUUUAAAAAACAAAUCACUGAGGGAACGUGCCGAAGUUACUUUCAUCAUAAGUCACCAUGCAUUGCUUUAAAGUCAUGCCCACACUGCAUUGCUCUCUCAUGAGAGCUUGUACUGAAGAGUUACAGUGAAAACAAUCUAUCAAGAACCUUUCCAUAUCUGCUCAGUGAUAAGCUACCAUUUCCCAUCGCACUCACAUCAGAUUUGGCCUUCAAACUUCGUCUUUUCAAUGUGUCAGCCUCAAAACAAUCAAACCAUUACUCACAAUUACUCAGAGGUAUGAAGUGUAUAACUUCAAGGUUUUCAUGCAAGGUCCUCUUCCUAGUUACUUAUUUUAUCAGAUUCACAUGCCUCCUAAAUGUAUGUAAGUCCAUAAUUGACUGAGCCCUGUGGUCCUGAUUGAAGGGGUGUGAUGUGUGGUGGGCAUGGUGCUCUGUGGUGUCUGUCUACAGAACAAGCAUGAAUGCCUCUCUGGUGCACAGUCUUGAACAUGACUGCAGUGUUAGAUAUAUUACAUUACACAGAUGAUUUGAUGAUUAAGUACUGACCUAUCUGAUUUCAUGACUUCUACAACUUGGUUACAAACUGUAAAUUUCAUGAAUGGUAAAAUGGCUAUCUUGUUGUUAAAAAUGUUAUUGCAUUAAUAGUCAUGCCUCUGAAAUUUUAUCAACAUUAGCAAACUUGCAGUUAUAAUUUCAAUUCAAGUAGCCUGAUAUUGUCACUGCCCCACAUGAUGAUACAGUGAAAAAUUUAUUGGCCAUUUAUAAGUUGAACACACAGAGCAUUACCAUUAAGACUGUGCAGUGACCAGAGGGACAUCAACCUUGUUCCUUCUCACUGCCAAAGGACACCAGAAACAAUAAAAAAAAAAAACUCACCUAGGUUUAAGUGACUCUGUAGUGGAGGUUAUCGGGGGAGAAAUCACCAUAAAUAUGUUUUGUACAUGGUCUAGUGCAGCGUUUCUUAACCUUUGCCCACCCUAGCACUCCCUAGAAGCAAAUAGAGAUAGUGCACCAUCUUUCACAUAACAUAAACUAAAAUAGAUAGAAGUAUAUAGAUGGGAUAAAAAACUUUAAUUUGAAAUGGAUUAAUGCUGUUACUGUCCAUGCCCUCUGGUGAUCCAACCUCACAAUAUUAAGACCUCAAAACUGCAGUUAGGUCACACUAAACAUAUACCAGCAAGGUAACAAAACUUUAUUAUGAAGCACAGAGCCACAGAUGUACAACAACUGUGUAUAAGUGUGGUAUGAGAUGUUGUUUGUUUGAAGGACUUUAUAUUUGUACUGUAACAAGAGAACAUUUCCUGCACUGUCAGAAAAUGUUGAAGGUACAACUGUACAGCACCAAAACAAGAGAUGGAAAACCUUUAUACUACUCAGAUGCUUAUUUCCAACAGUCAGCCAGCUCUUUAGCAAUUAACUUCUUCCAGGUUCCACAUUCAAGUUGCAGAUGGCCAGAACAUGUACCCAGGUUAAGAAACGCUGGUCUAGGUCUAGUGCUUUAGCUCUUGCAGGGCUUUGACACUCUAGCUCUCUUAAGAUGCAGAAAGGAGAAGACAUAUUGUGCUCUUUUACCUCUCUCUGAUAAAGAUUCCGCUAGAUUCACCACUCUCAUGAUAUUCUCGUAGAUCCUCCUACACUCCUAAAUAUUCCCUUAAAUCCACUCACUCAAGGUAUGCCCCCUAGAUUCACCUCCUCUCAAGAGUUGAUUCAGCCACCUGGUGAGGGCAUGACUGGUGGCUGCAGGGUGGCUGGAUCUAGCUCUUGUUGACAGAACUGUACAAGAAACAUGAAAAGAAGGGUUUGCUGUGGUGCCAGAUUUGUAAGCCUUUUCUGGUAUAAAUAUACUUUGGGUUCUUCUGUAUGGUAGUGAGAACCCUGCCUUCUUCCCUACAUUCUGCAGGCUCUCUCUUCUCAAACAGAUCACACAUUCCAAUAUGUAAUAAUUACAUUGUUAAUGAUGUCAGACAAGCUUGGAGUUAAGCUGUGUUUAUAAUGCACUUCAUAAGAUUUUGUUGAACAAACCCUUCACUGUGAAAACUUUGCAUUGACUUGCCAAACAAGAUAUGAACCUAAGUCAAGCAUGAAAAGUGUAUAACUAUAUUGCAUUAUAAUUUUGCCAUGUCUGAGUAAACAGGAGUUGAACACAAGUUUAUGGGUAUGGAAUCAAAGCUUUAAUUCAACAUGACAUCAUAAGUGGCAAAAAGUAACCUAAUUUGUAUAAACUGUUAGCAAUUAGUGCCAACUUUCAAUUUCAUAAGAAUGGCUUUAUGUGUGAAUUUUCUUUUUAUUUAUUUUUUUCUCUGUAUUAGAGGUUAAGUGGAGUUAAUUAUAGACUAUUUAUAAUGACUACUACAACCACAGAUUCUUCUAAUCAUUAAUGCGCUAUUCAGCAUCUCAAAUUAUUUAUCUUGAGCAACAGAUGCCUUAAUAAACACUGCCUUAGAGUUACUCUCACGUUGCCUUCAUGUUGUAACCUUCCUGAGUGAUACCUACUUAGCCUACAUUGUGUUCACGUGUUACUGGAAAUCAUGUGCAUUUUAUUUCCAGGUAUUUUUAGUACCUCUGAUCCUCCUCCUAUUUUACUUUCACCAUUCUACUCAUAGUCUUCCACUCCAGUCAACGGUUCCUUAGACAAUAGUGAUGUCACGACUGCUGAUCCCCCCACACCCCCAAAAAAACAACUGCUUGUAAAAAUUUUUUCUUAAUAAAUAUCUUGUAAGACU
Portunus trituberculatus (swimming crab) is the source of this 14681-nucleotide messenger RNA. RefSeq names its product fibrillin-2-like. Gene Ontology annotation, molecular function: calcium ion binding. The record is from RefSeq and is a predicted model, not a curated record. Gene Ontology annotation, cellular component: membrane. NCBI's taxonomy places the organism in Eukaryota, Metazoa, Arthropoda, Malacostraca, Decapoda, Portunidae.